AUGGAGCAGCUCGCGAAUCGCGAGUUCCGGCCGCCUCCACCGUUUUGGACCCUGAAGUCGCCGGCCGACCUUCCGAGCAGCACGGAAGAGGAAAAGACCAUCAAGCGAAUCGCGCAAAACCUCCCGGCGAUGAACGUUUGGGCCGCGGAUGGCUCGCCCGGCGUUCCAGUCGACGUCGUUAUGAUUGUCGUGCCAACUGAGGCUGUCACGCUCGGGCCUCGAUGGAGCUCAUUUCGCAAGAACGGUGGCCUGUGGGUCCAAAGCGAUGCAGUAGACGGUGGAAUUUCGACCCGUGACAAGCUUGAUCUGCGAGAAUUCGCAACCUCCUACGCGUCUAUAUUCAAGACGCUGGGAAUGGGAAGCGAGAGUGUGGUAGCAAUCGUGGGCUACCACGCCGACGCGUCGGGGAUGACGGCCAACGGGCCCCAGCUGCCGCCGGACUUCCCCGCCCGCAAUGCCCCCAAACUUCACUGGAUGCAACCGACCUUCGCCCCGUUGCGGUCCUUUGUGAUGGCCUCCGUUACCGAGCACUUGGUGAGCUGCGACCUGGGGGAAGUGCAAGUAACGUCUGGCUAUGCGCACCUGCUCGCUGCUGCUCACCACUUUGAGGCAUUCCGCCGCGGCGGCGAGGUCAACGGGCGCCUUUGGGGGGAGGGGGUCAUGCUCGGUAACCGCGACCUGCAAGGGUACUGGGGAGGCUCGAUUUUGGGCGAUCUCGGCGUCUUGUACGUGGCGACGGCGUUUGUGGCGUUGCGGGCGGUGCAGCGGGUCGUCAACCCGAACUCGCGUGGAGAGCUCGGACGGCCCGUCGACCUCAUAAUCGAGGAGGCGCAGCGCUGGCACCUGGACGCUAAGCAACCAUGGGGCGGCAUGGGGAUCCACUUGGGCAUUCCACCGGCGGCGAGGGACGUGGAAGGCUAA
Messenger RNA from Emiliania huxleyi CCMP1516, 921 nucleotides. RefSeq lists its product as hypothetical. The transcript is spliced from 3 exons. The record is from RefSeq and is a predicted model, not a curated record. Lineage: Eukaryota; Haptophyta; Isochrysidales; Noelaerhabdaceae. The coding region runs from base 1 to 921 and encodes 306 amino acids.